GCUGGUGCAUGCCUUUCGCGGUGAAUGGCCUUUUGGCCCCAACCAUUUUUCAUUUUAUUUGUUUUGAAAAGAAACGUAACGUGAGAUGUUAAUAAAUGUGUGCCGAAUUUGCGGCAGGAGCAGGCUAUGCCCCAAAGCCGUGCAGAUAUUCAGUUCCGGAAGACAGGGCACCCUGCGCCGCAUCGAACUAAUCACCGGAAUUCGCCUUCAGCAGAUCCCCAAUGCGCCGGACAUGUUGUGUUUCUGCUGCCAGACGGACCUCAAUUCGGCCAUGAUGUUCCGCAGGCAGUGCAUCUUGCAGCAGAAAAAAUGGAUGCCGGUGGAGGAGGCCAAGGAGCUGGACAAAAUGGAGGUGCAACCGAAAGAGAAACCGAAACCUCUUGUUCCCAAGAGAAAAUACCAACGACGAAAGAAGCAAUCCACACUGCCCGUAGCCGUGGACAUUGUCGUUCCGACCGAUAAUAAACCCUCAGCGGAAGCAACAGGUGGUGAUGAUGAGUUUGACCAACCUGUGGAUAUCUCCACAGAAUCAGAAACCCCGGAAUGCGAUAAAAAUCUGGAGGUAGAUGCAAAAGAUGAUGACGAGGAGCUUUUGGAUUUAGAUAACGAAAUACCAAAUAUUAAAGUCUACAAGUGCGCCACUUGUGGAGUCAUUAAGAACAACAAAUCAUCCUUGGAUAGGCACCAAUAUGAACACACCGGGAAAAUACCCUUUCCCUGCAAGGAGUGCCCAAGGGGCUUUUUGGCAGCCAGUGAACUGAAGGCCCACAAUCUCAGCAAUCACACCGCUGAGCCUCCGUUUCAAUGUCGCUACUGCGAACGUCGUUACUUCUCCAUGGCUGGCCGAAAAAAGCACGAGAGGGUACACACCAACGAACGAAACUUUGUUUGCGACCAGUGCGGCAAGUCCUUCACAAGGACCUGCAUCUUGAUGGCCCACAUGGAGUCGCACAGCAUUGUUAAGAAGUUCGGCUGCGAAGUCUGUGAUCGGUCGUUCAGCUUAAAAAAACACCUGGUGGCCCAUCUCGACUCCAACACGCACAAACUAAAUUCAGAAUUGGCUUCAUCAUCAUCGGAAACCAUGUCAGUGGCCAGUUGUGAUACCUAUUCAAGCUGGUCCAAAGCCCCAAGUCGCCAAUCCUGUCGACGAAGUUUGGUGCAGUCACAUUUUGAUAUAUUAUGUCAGGAAAUUUAACUCAGUAGAAAUUCCAAAAAAGAAAACAUCUAUAAAGGACCAUAUAAAAUCUAGCGCUGCAAAUAUUAGUAGUUUUUACUUCUCUGAAAAUCUUCAGCUACAGUUUCCCUACCGUGUAGUUAUUAAAUACUUAUUAGUUGCCAUAUCAUAUUUCCCAAACAUUCCAAACUUCUUAAAUAUCACAAAAGUGCCAAAAAUCUCACAAAUAUCAAUUGUAAUCUCAGGCAAAACAUGCAUUUAUAAUUCCUAAUGUUAAUCUUUAGAUUUAAGAAUUUUAAAAAUUUAAAUCUCAAAAAAGUUUUGAAAAUGGCACUCAUUAAUGGUUACCUUAAAUGCUUUUAAAAAUGCAGAAAUUCAAUUUAUUCACGACGUCUUCCAAAAGUCUUAACUUAAAAAACAAAAACUAUUCAUUAUUACCCAAGAGUUAUAAGAAAUAUAAAACCCGCAGAGGCGGAACGUAGGACCCAAAAGCGAACAAAA
Molecule: messenger RNA, 1675 nt
Organism: Drosophila suzukii
Lineage: Eukaryota; Metazoa; Arthropoda; Insecta; Diptera; Drosophilidae
Gene: nom
Product: numerous disordered muscles
Biological process (GO): regulation of transcription by RNA polymerase II
Cellular component (GO): nucleus
Molecular function (GO): DNA-binding transcription factor activity, RNA polymerase II-specific; RNA polymerase II cis-regulatory region sequence-specific DNA binding; zinc ion binding
Source: RefSeq, a predicted model, not a curated record